Zonotrichia leucophrys gambelii is the source of this 1996-nucleotide messenger RNA. It is a transcript of the gene FBXO32, whose product is annotated as F-box protein 32. Gene Ontology annotation, molecular function: protein binding. Lineage: Eukaryota; Metazoa; Chordata; Aves; Passeriformes; Passerellidae. The record is from RefSeq and is a predicted model, not a curated record. The transcript is spliced from 9 exons. Bases 271 to 1338 code for a protein of 355 amino acids. Gene Ontology annotation, cellular component: nucleus; cytoplasm; SCF ubiquitin ligase complex. Gene Ontology annotation, biological process: protein ubiquitination.
ACCUGCCCGCGCUUCCGGCAACACGCGCCCGCCGCCGUCACAUAAAUAGCGCGGAGCGCUCUCGCAGCCACUGCACCGCUCCUGCCGCCGCUCCGGGUACGGCCCCGCGCCGCUCAGGGUACUGCCCUGCUCUGCCCCGGUCUGUCCCGCACCGCUCCGGGCACUGUCCUGCUCUGCCCCGCACCGGGUUCUGCCCAGGUCUGCUACGCACCGCUCCAUUCGCCGCCGCCGCUCCCAGUCCCGGUGUUGGUCCCGCUCCGUGCCGUCGCCAUGCCGUUCCUGGGGCAGGACUGGCGCUCCCCCGGGCAGAGCUGGGUGAAGACGGCCGACGGCUGGACGCGCUUCCUGGACGAGAAGAGCGGCGGCUUCGUGGGCGACAUCAGCAGCUUUUGUAAAAAAGAUGAUCACAACAAAGAGAAUCUCUUCAACAGCAUAAACUAUGAUGUUGCUGCCAAGAAGAGAAAAAAAGAUCUGCUGAAUAACAAAGCCAAGACUCAAUAUUUUCACCAGGAGAAGUGGAUCUAUGUUCACAAGGGAAGCACAAAAGAGCGCCAUGGUUACUGCACCCUGGGAGAAGCCUUCAACCGCCUUGACUUCUCCAGUGCCAUCCUGGACUCCAGGAGAUUCAACUACGUCGUCAGGCUGUUGGAGCUGAUAGCAAAGUCUCAGCUGACGUCACUGAGUGGCAUUGCCCAGAAAAACUACAUGAACAUUUUGGAAAAAGUGGUUCAGAAAGUCCUUGAAGAUCAGCAGAACAUCAGGCUAAUAAGGGAAUUGCUGCAGACCCUCUACACAUCCCUCUGCACGUUGGUUCAACGCGUUGGCAAGUCUGUCCUGGUGGGAAACAUCAACAUGUGGGUGCACAGGAUGGAGAGCAUUCUUCACUGGCAGCAGCAACUGAACAACAUUCAGAUCACCAGGCCUGCCUUUAAAGGCACCACGCUCACGGACCUGCCCCUGUGCUUGCAACUGAACAUCAUGCAGCGACUGAGCGAUGGCAGGGACCUGGUCAGCCUGGGCCAGGUGGCUCCUGACCUCCAGGUGCUCAGUGAGGACAGGCUGCUGUGGAAGAAGCUGUGCCAGUACCACUUCACAGACAGACAGAUUCGCAAACGUCUGAUCUUAUCUGACAAAGGACAGCUGGAUUGGAAGAAGAUGUACUUCAAGCUCAUAAGGUGUUACCCACGGAAGGAGCAGUAUGGUGACACACUGCAGCUGUGCAGGCACUGCCACAUCCUUUCCUGGAAGGGUACUGAUCACCCCUGCACAGCCAACAACCCAGAGACUUGCUCCACCUCUCUGUCACCACAAGAGUUUAUCAACUUGUUCAGGUUCUGAACUUGGGUCAGCGCAGCCUAUGCAAUUCUUACAGGACACUGUCACAGAGCUUGGACACUCCAUUUGUAAAUAGUGUAAAUAUUCAUGUUUGCUUGAAGCUCCUGAGUCAAGGAACAAGAGGAUCUCGGAGAAGAAAGGUGAAGUUGCUCACUGACAAGCAGCACUUAAGGAAUACAGACUUCCAUAGGAAUGGUGUAUAAAUACAGCAUGUUGUACAGAGUCCCUUUUUUAUCAUCAGAGUACAAGAUACAGGGCAAAAAGACCUUCAUUUUUUGUUUUUAGAAGUUAAAAAUGAAUUUGCCCCGCAUCCAUUUGAGAACUCUUUUGGUUUGUUUCUAAUAGAGAGAAAGCAAUACGAGGCUAGGACUGUUGAACUGUUCCUCCAUCUGGUUUUAUUCAGCAUACAUAUUUAUAAGUAUGACAUUUUAGAAAUAUUUAUGAAAAAUAUCCCUGUGACAAGUUUAAUAAUACUUUUGUGUUUUUAAAAGGACACAUUGUGAAAUACUUAGGAUAGAAAUCUAGCCUACUUGCGAGACAGAAUCGCAACACACCACUUUCUACCUCCAAUAGAUUGAGUACCUUUCAAACAAAACUCCAGUGUACAAUGUGAACUUUUGUAUUUUGUACAAUGAUUUAAAGGGAAAUGUUUGUGAUAGUA